UUAAAAACAAUAACCGAAUGUCAUGUUUCGUCGAAAUACUUCCCAACAAAUUAUGUGCUUCAUCUUGGUGUUUAGGGCAAGGAUUGAAAACUCUUACUGUACCGGGGGGGGGGGGGGGGGGGGGGGGGGGGGGGUCCGAUAGGAAAACCUCCUACCGGAUGCUAAAUCGUUAGGAGCUCUUUAGUGGUACAAAACGAUAAUACCUCGAUUAAACCACAAUUUCAGCAUAAAAUACUCUAUCGCUGACUUUUUCAGUACAACCUCCGAUAAGGUUUUACAAUCCUUGGUUUAUAGUCUAUGAUUUAAAUAGUUAAGACCUAGGGUUCACUCGUCAAGAGUUAGAGUAUAGUAUCAUGCCCCAAAAUUCGGUUAAGUCAAAGUCUAGAUUGCCUUUUCUUACCAAUGGUAUGCGUUACCUUUUGAUUAUACUCAAAGUACAAUAGAACAUAUUAUAUAUAUACACACAUAUAUAUGUGGUUGUGUGUGUACAAUAUAAUGGGUUUUCCAUAUUUUCGGGCUAAACAGAUUUUGACCAUUAACUCUAGUGCAUUUUCUCGACCAAGCCAAUGAUUGAACCGAGUUGGCAACCUUGAUAAAUAGUCAAAUUUAUACCUACACCAAUGAUUUAUAGUAUUGCUAAACCGGUUUCUGACCAUUAACUCUUAACUCAUUUUAUUGACCGGGCCAACAACUUAAAUCAAGUUGACCACCUUGAAAAUGAGUGUAAUUAAUAUCUUACACCAAUGAUUGAUAAUAAUAUAUCUUAAGUGUGUGGAUUUGCGGUUACUUUAAUUCAAUUCGUGACUCAUUGGUUGAGUGAUUAAAAUGCUCGAGUUGAAAUGUUGAUUGUGUAUGGUGAACUUCAUCAACCAAAUUUGUGAUAAUAUGAUAAUAAAGACCGAAGUGAAGUUUAAAAUAUAAUAUGAAAUUCCUUUAGGAACCAAAAGAAAUAAUAAUAAUAAAAGACAAAUGAAAAGCAUAAGUUUUGCACCUAAUAAGAGUGAAACUUAUAUCCAAGAUCAAUGGUUAACUAUAUGAGUGAAUUAAACCGCAAACUUCAAUUUGCCUACAGCCGUGGUUGGCCCAUUUGAGGUUGAGGCCCAAGUCAGUGAGUCUCCUAUGAAAGCAGGACGCAAGUGAAAAGAUUGAAACACUGCAUUUCAUUAAAUUAGGAUGAAAAGACGAAAAUGUCAUUCCUUGAAGCUCUCAAGAGACAUUUUUUUUGAAUUCCUACAUUUUGGAGUCAUGAAUAUGCUUCAUAAAUUUUAUAGAAAUAAAAAUUAUAUAGACCAUAUAGUAAUUAUAAAAUGAGGGUGAAAUAUGUUUACCAAUUUUGUUUUCCUUUCAUGUUGAAAAAAGUAAUCAUUUAUCUAUAAUAAAAGUUAAUUAUUUUAUUAUCCACUUAUUUUAUUCUCUUUUUAUUCAUUUUCCAAUUUCCACCGAGCUCCCCCCUUAUCUCUCCGCCCGUUUAGCAAUUAACCACAAGCAACACCACACCAAUCUAGAACUUUCCUUAUCUCCCUCCACUUCAACCUAAAGAGCAAGAUAAAGGCUCUGUUCUGUUUUUCCCCCUCUAGCGAUCCUCAUAACUCGUUCUCUGUGCAUGUAUGUUUUUCUCUCUCAAAUCAAAAUAAAUCAGCAAAUCCAGAAACUUAGAACCUCGAUCUUUCUCUCCCUCCACUUUAUAUCCCCUCACUGAAUGGGAGAGCAAGAUAGAGCCCUUCUUUUUUCUUAUGAGUUAUGACGGUCAGAGGAAGAAACAACGGAUGUGUUGGUUACCAUCGCAUUCAGGGUGGCGGGAGGGCGGUAGAGACAGCAACUGCGUUGGUGACCAUCAAUUCACGGCGGCGGAGGACAAUAGAAACUAUGGCUGUGUUGGUAACCCCUGAUUCACGAAGGCGGGGGGCAAUACAACUUCAGAUCGUCUACCUGACUUUGGCCGAGGAGGAGAGAAGGGUUCGCCGAUCGGCUAAGAGAGCAGGGUCCGGUGAGAAAGAUCUUUGAAGCUGGUCGAUUUCUUCUUCCCUUUCUAGAAUGAAAAUGCAAUACCAUAUAGAUGUGCCCUGAGAGAAUUGGUUAUGGGUUGGGAAUAGAAGAGGGCCCAUGGGAAAAAGAGGCAGGACUGAAGAGGGCCGAAUUACCGGAUAGAAAAGGAAGUGCAGUGGGCCUAGUUAUUGAAGGGUGAGUCGGCGGAGCCCAGAAUGUGAAACGCACAGCAGAAUUAAGUUGGCUGGAAAAGUCAUUACUGCCCCUUCCGUGAAUCAAUCAGAGAGCUUCAUUUUCAAAAUGAUGAAAAGGUGACUCAUGAAUAUGCUUCAUAAAUUUUAUAGAUACACUCACUUCAUAAUCGUCAUAAUCGUCAUUUUAAACAUGUAAUUCAUGUUAAAAUAAUGUCAAUCAUCAGUUAUGAUGCGAUUGAACAAUAAAGCACAUGAAUUUGCACAAAAAAUCAUCCAAGAUUUACUUUGAAGGAUUUUUAGAGUUUAGAGAUUUAGGGUUAGGGUUUACAUUUGGUGUUUAGAGACAAUAUUCAAAAUUGGAGGUUAGGGCUUAGGGCAAUCCGUUAAUUAGUUGCGAUCAUAUGUUACAUCAUCAUAUUAUACUAAUUCUACAAUUUAAAAUUCAAAAUCAGAUACCUUAAGACUAGUUUUUGAGUUGUGUGCAUUGAACGCGCUCAUUUUUGUGAGUUCACCGAAGUAAUCACCUUAUAAAUACUUGAAUAUGCUCUAUGACUAGGGUGGCAUAGGAUCCAUAUCUAUGAGUUCAAUCUGAUUCAUCUUGGCGUAAAGUGCAAGUAGGCGGUGAAUCGGGUUGCAAUAUACUCGAUUGAAGAUUGAGGAAUGCAAUCAGGAUAAUUAGGAACCAUAUCAAUACAAUCUAAUCCAUCCAUCAAAUUAUCCACCUAAUCCAAUCUACUUAAAUUCAUUACAUUUUAUCCCAAUCCAAUUGGAUUUGUGGAUUCAUGGAUCAUCUAAAUGGCAAAUUACGGUUCUGUACCUAUACUUUUUAUAUUUUACAUUUUGGUACCUGAAAUUUAUUUUUUAUAUAAAAAAUACCACCCAUAGAAAAAUUAUGUUUUGGUACCUAAAACUUUUCAUUAUGACAUUUUCGUACCUAAACUUUUCAAAAUUUACAUAAUAGUCCAAGGCUUAAAUGUCAUUUGGAUUCAUGAAUCAAUCCACUUGAUCCAAUUCAUGAAUCCACUAAUGCAUUCGAGCCAUGGAUCCACCAAUCCAUUAAUUCAAUCCAUCUGCCACCUCUAUCUAUGACUUAGCGAAAGCUUGAAGAAACAUUUAAACAAGAU
Linum trigynum is the source of this 3304-nucleotide messenger RNA. Lineage: Eukaryota; Viridiplantae; Streptophyta; Magnoliopsida; Malpighiales; Linaceae. The record is from the annotation of a GenBank genome assembly.